Branchiostoma belcheri (Belcher's lancelet) is the source of this 1012-nucleotide messenger RNA. RefSeq lists its product as uncharacterized. Bases 184 to 930 code for a protein of 248 amino acids. Gene Ontology annotation, molecular function: calcium ion binding. Gene Ontology annotation, biological process: calcium-ion regulated exocytosis. The record is from RefSeq and is a predicted model, not a curated record. Gene Ontology annotation, cellular component: endoplasmic reticulum. The transcript is spliced from 8 exons. Lineage: Eukaryota; Metazoa; Chordata; Leptocardii; Amphioxiformes; Branchiostomatidae.
ACAAUAUUGUUCCACUAUCGGAUAUUUGCAUUGACAAACCUGUAGAUAUCUUGAUCGAAAGCUGUUUUAGUUCCCACAAGACGUGUAUAUUAUCUAGUGUUCCUCACCGAUACUGUCUCAGACUUCACUCGACUACACGUCUUGUAGUGUCCAGACAGGAACAGUCUGAUCUAGAGAUCAACCAUGACUCCCUUCCUUCUACUGUUCGUUGCCUUGGCAACAGCGUCUCCAGUGAAGAGGCAGAUAACCCCCUUAGAUGCCAACGCAGACGGACUGCUCUCCAAGAGUGAAGUUCUCAACGCUAUGACUCUGCACGAGGCUCUUGUCGCCCUGGAUAGAGAUGGUGACGGGUUCAUCUACCAGGCUCAGAUCAUUGAGCUGUGGGGAACGGCAGAUCUGUUCCACCAACUCAACACCAACGGUGACGACCACCUCACAUUCACGGAAAUAGAAAAUUUUAUGACCCUGAGCGACUUCUACGACCAGUUUGACGCCGACGGUAACGGAAUUCUGACCGCUACCGAGGCUUACCAGCUGCACUAUAUCUACAACGUCAUUCACAACAACGUGGCGACCGACGAUCCACUGGAUUCUAACGGGGACGGAAAACUCUCCAAGCUGGAAAUCACAAGCCACAUGAGAUACAGAGAGGUUCUUGGAGCUUUGGACGUAGACGGCGACGGCGAACUCACUCCCCUGGAGCUGACGAUUCUUCUCGGAGGGCAGACCGGGCAGUUCGUUCUCGAGCUGGACACCAACAACGACGGGACCCUCAGCAUCCAGGAGGCACGCAACACGAGUCUUCGGCAGAUCUUCAUGAGACUAGACGUGGACGAUAGUGGCUACCUAGAGAAUGGGGAGGGGGCCGGGUUCUAUCCUGUGUGGAACACCAUCGUGGUCUCCGGUAUCACUGAUCCCAUCACUGGAUAAGCUGGGCCAAAUUGCAACUUCACCAGACGCGGCAAGGCAAAAAUAAAGACUGAAAUAAAAUCUUACAGUCAACGCAAAUCCU